AUGAAUAAUGAUAAAUCAUCAUCUUCAUCCUCUUCAUCAUCUUUCUCAUUAUCACCUCGAGGAGGAUUAUCAGAUUUAACAUUACUAAAGAUCAUCAAUGAUUUAGAAAAUAAUCAAGAUAUAGUAUGUCUGUUGAUGACAUGUAAAGCAUACUAUAGAGAGUUUAUGAAACAAUAUGCAAAGGUUAUUACUUUUAAAGGUAUUGAACCAAAUGAUGUUAGAUCAGAAAAAUUAAUGAUCAGUUCCCAGAUGAGGGGAUUCAAAGAGAUCUACAAUGCAUCUCUCGAAGCAUCCAAAAACCAUAUUGACAAAUACGACGAUGAUGCAACUUCGAUAACUAUCACCAAUAGAUCAACUAGAGUCUAUUAA
This is a messenger RNA of Cavenderia fasciculata, 369 nucleotides long. RefSeq lists its product as uncharacterized. Lineage: Eukaryota; Evosea; Eumycetozoa; Acytosteliales; Cavenderiaceae. The record is from RefSeq and is a predicted model, not a curated record. The coding region runs from base 1 to 369 and encodes 122 amino acids. The transcript has a single exon.